AUGGCUCGUGCAGAGUUGAUGAAUAUUACGAGAUACGACAGCGGCACCAGCUGGACUGCGUUCUUCCGCAAAAUACACUCUACUAAGGGGCCCAAAUAUGGCGAUGCGCUAGGGGGUUCUGUCUUUAGGUUCGAUGAGCUGACUGGCAGCAAACAAGUCGACCAAGUUCAGCCCACCGAUCUCCCACCUAGGGCCGAGUUUGAGCGAGCGUCCUUGAAGUUCUUCGCCGAGAUCAAUUGCGUAAACUAUAUUUUGAGCUAUGAGCAGUUUUACGUCUAUAUGUCCGACUGCUUGGAUCAAAGGCACCCGCUCAGCCAUGGGGUAUUCAUGCUCUUGUGUUUGAUACUGUCAUUUGACUCCAAGUACGAGGAGUUCUUUUCCAAGGCAUGCGGACAUGUUGAGUAUACAUUUGAGGAAGGAAGCAUAGCCAGUGUGGAGUCUCUAAUGCUUCUCGCUUUGUGCCGGCUGAACAGAGAUCAGAGAAAUCUAGCCUGGAUCACUCUUGGUUGCGCGUCCAGGAUUGCGCAGUCCUUGGGACUGCACUUGAAGGAAUCGUGCUGGGAAGAAAAGUCUCCUUCUAUUAUUGAGAGCCGAAAGCGUUUAUGGUGGUCUCUUUACGACCUGGAAAUUUGCCUCGCAUAUCGUCUUGGAAGAAACCCCGGGAUCAACCCAGCAUUCUGCAGUUUGGAUAUCCCGUCUCAGGCGAUGUUGAACAUGACUCCAUACACUCCUCCAGAUUACCACAAAGCCGUCGCUCAGCUAAGCAAGAUCACUUACCUGAUAGUACAGGAUCUAUACGGGCCGAGAGCGGCGCAAAUCUGCCUUGACAGUCGUGCCGAGGAGAUUUUGGGUGACAUACAGUGCUUUUGGAACGAAUUGCACGAGUAUCUAAAGCCUGGGGCCCCUUUGGCAGCAUCUCAUAGUCGGGCCGUCCACUACCUCGGACUCCGCUAUGAGUACACAAUUCUGGUUGCGACAAGACCGUCGGUGGUCUCUUGUUGGAAGUCCUUCGGCUCUUGCAGCGACCGCUUGAUGCAACGUGUACAACUGUGCGAAGCAGCCAAUAGAAGGUCCCUCAUACUCCUCAAGAGAAUGGCCCAAGAAGGUUUAUUUAGUCAACAAAACUUCCUGGAUGCGACUUAUGUGCUUGCCAACGCACUGAUUUUGCUCUUGAGGCUCGUCAAAGACCCUUCAAGAGAACUCCUCAUGGAAGCGGAUGAAUAUUGCCUCCUCAUCGACAUGACCCAGCAUCUGAACAUCGGCAGGGUGACAAAACGUCAUUUCGAAGAGACCACAUGCGAAAUAAGGUCAAGACUUGGGUGA
Messenger RNA from Cladophialophora psammophila CBS 110553, 1323 nucleotides. RefSeq lists its product as uncharacterized. Gene Ontology annotation, biological process: DNA-templated transcription. NCBI's taxonomy places the organism in Eukaryota, Fungi, Ascomycota, Eurotiomycetes, Chaetothyriales, Herpotrichiellaceae. The transcript is spliced from 4 exons. The record is from RefSeq and is a predicted model, not a curated record. Bases 1 to 1323 code for a protein of 440 amino acids. Gene Ontology annotation, molecular function: zinc ion binding; DNA binding.